Molecule: messenger RNA, 252 nt
Organism: Ambispora gerdemannii
Lineage: Eukaryota; Fungi; Glomeromycota; Glomeromycetes; Archaeosporales; Ambisporaceae
Source: the annotation of a GenBank genome assembly
AUGAGCGAUAUGAAUAUCUUGACAAGAGGUGAAGAAGAGAAACUUGUUCAAUCCUUGAAAACGAACGCGCUUAAAAAAUGUGCACCACAAAUUCAAGAGUUUGUGGAGUGUAGUUCUGGUAGAAUGAUCUCUGUUGUAUGGGCCUGUCGCAGUAAACUAAAACUAAUGAAUUCGUGUUUAAAAAAUUUUACUACUGAAGAAGAACGCGAUAAAUUAAAAUUGAAGUAUAUUGCUAGUCGGAAAAAUCAGUGA